This is a messenger RNA of Phycodurus eques (leafy seadragon), 2113 nucleotides long. It is a transcript of the gene slc47a3, whose product is annotated as solute carrier family 47 member 3. The transcript has 17 exons. The record is from RefSeq and is a predicted model, not a curated record. Gene Ontology annotation, molecular function: antiporter activity; xenobiotic transmembrane transporter activity. Gene Ontology annotation, cellular component: membrane. Lineage: Eukaryota; Metazoa; Chordata; Actinopteri; Syngnathiformes; Syngnathidae. The coding region runs from base 379 to 2058 and encodes 559 amino acids. Gene Ontology annotation, biological process: xenobiotic detoxification by transmembrane export across the plasma membrane.
UUUAUACAUGUGAUUGCAUCAUGCAUGUCGCUCCAUUGAUGUCACCUGCUUUUGUUUCACACCUUUUUUGUAGCUUUGGCAUUUUUCUCGCUCUCCCUAAACGCCCCGUUUCAAUUGGAGGAAACGGGCGUUCCGCCUUUAUCCCCCCCCCCGGCAAAAACCGGUUUCCGCCAUUAAAAAAAACAAAAAAAACGUUUUUUUUACUGGGUUAAUGUUUCUGUUUAAUGGGCUCCCAUAAAACAAUCUUGUCGACUCAUCACCCGUUGCCCCCUGGACGGCUUAUACACUUUUUAUUUUUUUCAUCUCUGUGUAGGUAUCACUGACUGAUAAACACUCAUUUUGCUGGGGUAAAAGUAGAUUAGUCUUUUGUAAAAAAUAAUGACUGAAAGCUCUUCCUCGUCGUCCACCUCUUGGAGAGAAGCUUCUUUACUCAGUAGAAUCCGCACGUUGCUUCCCGUCGGCUUCGAGGGAGAAUUGAAAAACUUAUCACUAUUGGCUGUGCCUGCGAUUUUGACUCACUUCAUGGUGCUUUCUGCAAGCUUUGUCAGCACUGUGUUCUGUGGUCAUUUGGGAAGGGUGGAGCUGGAUGCAGUAUCUCUGGCCAUAGCUGUUGUGAAUGUUACAGGCAUAUCUGUUGGUGCCGGGCUGUCAUCAGCAUGCGAUACUUUGAUAUCUCAGACAUAUGGGGCUGGCAAUCUCCAAAGAGUCGGGGUGAUUGUGCAGAGGACCAUCCUCAUCCUUAUCCUGACAUGUUUCCCAUGCUGGGCGGUGCUCAUCAACACAGAGUCCAUUCUGCUGGUUUUGGGACAAGCACCAGAGGUUGCCAGGUUGUCUCAUUUGUACGUGAAGAUCUUCAUGCCAGCACUUCCUGCUACAUUCAUGUUUCAACUGCAAGCGGGAUACUUGCAAAACCAGGGGAUCAUAUGGCCACAAGUGAUCACAGGCUUUGUGGCCAAUCUCCUCAAUGCCUACAUGAACUACAUUGUUCUCUUUGUAUUAAACAUGGGAGUAGCAGGUUCUGCUCUUGCCAACAUCGUGUCACAGUUUUCCAUGGCUGGCAUCUUGUACACUUACAUCUUGUGGAAAGGUCUUCACAAGGUUACCUGGGGAGGUUGGUCCAAAGAUUGUCUGCAGGAGUGGGGCUCUUUCAUCCACUUAGCCAUCCCCAGCAUGUUGAUGUUGUGUGUGGAGUGGUGGACUUUCGAGAUUGCCAUCUUCCUAGCAGGUCUCAUAAGUGAGGUAGAACUUGGAGCUCAGUCAGUCAUCUAUCAAAUCUCAAACUGUGUUUAUAUGUUUCCUUUCGGUUUCAGUCAGGCGGGCACUGUACGAGUGGGAAAUGCUCUGGGAGCUGGAGAUGCCCAGCGGGCUAAGUUGUCUGCAAAACUGUCAAUGUUCUGUGCAGUGUUAGUCUCUUUAUGCUUGAUGGUCAUCAUUGGGAGCCUGAGACAUCAUAUUGCUUUUAUCUUCACGUAUGACGAACAAAUACGGCUAAAGGUUGCUGAGGUUGUGAUAUUCUAUGCUCCGUUCAUCCUGAUGGAAGCAAUUGUAGUGGCCGCCGGAGGGAUUAUCAUAGGAAUGGGGAAGCAGAAAGUCGGGGCGGUCUGUAACAUUCUGGGUUAUUAUGGAGUGUGUCUACCUGUUGGAGUGCCGCUGAUGUUUAAAACCAAAUUAGGAAUCAAAGGUCUGUGGACAGGUUUCUGUGCCUCUGUGUCUCUGCAGAGCUGCUUACUGCUUGUCUACUUGGCAAAGAUGAACUGGGAGAAAGUUACACUUGAGGCUCAGAUUAGAGCUGGUGUUACCAGGAGUUCAGAAGACCCCCAGCAUCAAAGCGACAUGUAUGAGCUGCUGGUCCCUGAGGAACGGGAGGAGGAGUGGGAGGAGGAGGAUGAGGAGGAGGAAGAGGAAGAGGCGGCGACGGUAGUGGCGGUGAGCGCUCCAGACCAGUACCUCGCCCAAAGGACCUUAAUGGUGCAUCGAGGUCUUCUUGUUGCCCUCAUGCUCUUCAUUAUGGUUGCCGGGAUCGUGGUCAACCAACUAUUGACCAAGUCGGUCAAGUAAUCCAUCCAUUUGUCAAUCUACGGUGUUCCUUUGAAGUUCAUUAAAGUGUCACGAA